Hydra vulgaris (swiftwater hydra) is the source of this 1464-nucleotide messenger RNA. Its product is annotated as nucleolysin TIAR. The record is from RefSeq and is a predicted model, not a curated record. Lineage: Eukaryota; Metazoa; Cnidaria; Hydrozoa; Anthoathecata; Hydridae. Gene Ontology annotation, molecular function: mRNA binding.
UACUAAGCCUAUUUGCGCAUGCGCAUUUGAUACUUUUUUGUAUUAGUCGGCCACGCCACUUGUCAUUAAAAUCUUUAACAGACUGGCAUCGUUUUGCAAUUGAAACGAUAUUAUAUUAGUAUAAUAGUCGAUUUAAUUAUAACAAAAUAAAAACAAGAUAUGGAGCCAUCUGACGUUCCCGAUGCCAAUGCGACCGUCCUAUAUGUUGGAAAUCUUGAUAAACGAGUUACUGACACUAUGAUGAUUAAUAUAUUACGAACUGGUUUACCUCAUAUUAAGGAAAAAGUUCUUUCUGCUAGUAUGUUUCCAGGGGAUAUGAACAACCCUGAAGGAUAUUGCUUUGUUCAGUUUGAAGAUAAUAUUUCAGCAAUGCAGUCAAUGAAUUUUCUUAAUGGACGAGAAUUUUGUGGCAAAAAAGUCAAAGUAAAUUGGGCAACCAAUUCACCAAAUGGCAUGCCUAAAGUUAUAGGAACUAGUGUUUCAAUAUAUUGUGGAAACCUGGAUGAUACUAUUGAUGAAGAAGAUUUAAAAGCCGCAUUUGAGGUGUUUGGAGAAAUACUAAAUAUCAAAGUUGUUAGAGAUCCUGUGACAAAUCACAGUAAAAAUAUUGCAUUUAUUUCAUUCACCAAUAAACCUGAUGCUGAAAAAGCAAUCAGGGAAAUGCAUGGAGCAAUGUUGAAGACAAGAGCUAUAAAAACAAAUUGGGCAACACGCAACCAAAAUCAAAAAAAGGAAGAACAAGAUUAUGAUGAAGUUUACAAAGGUGCCAGUGCUGAUAAUACAACUGUUUACGCAGGCGGAAUUCCAAGCAACUGUACAGAAGAACAGAUUCGAAGUCACUUUGAUGAUUAUGGCAAAAUAGUUGAUGUUCGAAUUUUUGCUGCAAAAAAUUAUGCUUUUAUAAAGUUUGAUACUCAUGCAAAUGCAGCCACAGCAAUAUGCAAAUCCAACGGGACAGAAUUAGUUGGGUCAUGUCUUAAAUGUUGGUGGGGUAAAGAUGGAGGUCCUGAAUCUAGUCAUGGCAGUAGUGGAUAUACUAACCAUAGCAGUUCCCACUAUUCUUCUAGUGCAGCUAGCUAUCAGCAAAGUAUGCAAGACCAAAGCCAGUAUGCACAAAUGACACCACAGCAGCAACAACAAUAUAUGCAAUACAUGCAAUACCAUCCUUAUUACCAACAACAAUAUUAUCACUAUUGGAUGCAACAGUAUCAAGCUCAAAUGCAGCAAAGUGGUGGCCAACAAGCAUACCAGCAGCAGCAAACUUACCCUCAACAAACUUAUCCACAACAGCAACAGACAUAUCCACAGCAGAACUAUCAAAGUUAAUAUUUUGGAAUAAAAAUUACGUGAAGGUGCUGUGAUAGCGCUAAUGUAUACUUUAUAUAUAUACUAAUGGAAGCUUCGUAUGUUGACUUUUUGUGAUUCUUGUAUGCCCGUUGUUACGAAUAAAUGCCGAAGUCAAGA